This is a messenger RNA of Diatraea saccharalis (sugarcane borer), 1251 nucleotides long. Lineage: Eukaryota; Metazoa; Arthropoda; Insecta; Lepidoptera; Crambidae. The record is from the annotation of a GenBank genome assembly.
AUGGACGAAGACGAUUAUUGGAAUUCUAGCGAAACCAAAUCGCAGGCUUUCAGUUUUGAUGAUGAUGUUCUUUCUCCUCAAGAAAUACUUGCUAUUGGCCAGAAACCAUCUCAUGGACAAAAGGUGGAUAAUAUUUUCGCUAGCACUAGUGUUAGUACUGCCAAAAACUUGCUGCCAAUAAGUAGUUUAGUAUCUCCAAAAGUGUUGGAUUUAAUUCUCUUAGCGCAGUCUGGUAAAGAUCCAACAAAAGAAGUAAAAGUCAGCUGUGAGCAAACUGUUGCAGUGACAUUGAAAAGGCUUGUGCUUGGUAGGAAUUGUUCAUUACAUUUGCACAGAAGCUUGAAGAGCAAGACGGAAUUGUUGGACGGUGCCAUUGCUAUUGGAGAUGGCAAUGCUAUCUUAACAGUGGUUCUCUUUCUAAUACAAACCUUAAAUAAAAAACUGGUUUAUGAGUUACUUUCGUCUCGCACCAUAGCACUAAAUCAUUAUAUUAGUUUCCUGCAAAAUGAAGGAAAGAUAACUGAAUUGACAGAUCUGUUAACAAUGCUAGGCAGAAGUCCGGAAGCAGCGAUGUAUCAGUUUCAACAUUGUGUUAAGAGCCAGGGUAGCAAUGUGGACGGCCUGCUGAGGAAACUGAAUAACCUGAUGGCUAAUUACCUCAAUCAGCCCGGUGGAGAUACGCAUCAAGCCAAAAUGGUUGCCGAUUAUGUGAAGCUCUUGGAAUGGCAGAAGUUUGCUAACAAACAGGAGCUGAACAACAAAUCAGCGUUGUAUUGUUUAGCAUAUUGUUGCGCGCAACACUGGAGCGAGACGGCGGGCAACAUGAUGUCGCCGAUGACGAUAUGUCAGAGACAACAGAUACCUCCUAUACAAUAUGACUGGACAGUCUUGAAUGUUCACGCAAAGUCGGAAAAGUGGGACGUUGUCGAAACGUUAUUCACAAAAAAGGAUUGGCUCGGUAGAAUUACAGUGUCAUCUCAUAUACCAAUAGAGACUUUGCUAGCUCGCUUGAGCGAGUUGCAGGCGAGCAAGCGUCUUAUGGCGAUAUGUGUCAACAAGAUCACCUCCGCUGAAGACAGGCUGAGACUGGCACAGAUGUAUAAGAUAGAGACAGUUGUGAUCGAGACGUUGGCCAAGCAGAAGGAUAGGAUAGCAUUGACCAACUACAAAAUGACAUUAAGUCCACAAUCGGAAGUGUUCAUACUCGCUGAAAAUACAUUGAGAGAUCCUUCUAUCAAAUGGAAGAAUUGA